This is a messenger RNA of Gastrolobium bilobum, 2454 nucleotides long. Its product is annotated as putative pentatricopeptide repeat-containing protein At2g01510. The record is from RefSeq and is a predicted model, not a curated record. Lineage: Eukaryota; Viridiplantae; Streptophyta; Magnoliopsida; Fabales; Fabaceae. Gene Ontology annotation, molecular function: RNA binding; protein binding; zinc ion binding. The coding region runs from base 1 to 2454 and encodes 817 amino acids. Gene Ontology annotation, biological process: RNA modification. The transcript has a single exon.
AUGAAUUGUGUAAAACCAUGUACGAGGAAAAUCACGGUCCAAAACCUUCUCACUUUGGGUGCAUCCAGGUCUCCAAAACCGCACCUCGAGGUCGACGCUUGGAUCAUCAAGACAGGCUUCGAUCCCAGCACAUGUCGUUCCAAUUUCAAGGUGAAGAACUGUCUCCAACGUGGGGAUUUGUGCGGUGCCCGCAAACUAUUUGACGAAAUGCUCCACAAGAACACUAUCACCUUGAACAUGAUGAUCAUGGGUUACAUAAAAUCUGGCAAUCUUUCCAAUGCUAGUAACUUGUUUGACAGCACGGUUGAACGCACGGCUGUUACCUGGACAAUGCUGAUUGGUGGUUAUGCUCAGAACAAUCGGUUUCCCGAAGCUUUUGAUCUUUUUGCUCAGAUGUGUAGGCAUGGGACUGAUCCGGAUUAUGUUACCUUGGCCACUCUCUUAUCUGGGUUCACUGAGUUUGACUCUGUCAAUGAAGUAACCCAAGUUCACGUCCAUGUUAUCAAAUUGGGUUAUGAUUCGACCCUCAUGGUUUGCAACUCAUUGCUUGAUUCUUACUGUAAAACCCGUAGCCUCAGUUUAGCUUGUCACCUCUUCAAGCAUAUGCCUGAGAAAGAUUCUGUCACUUUUAAUGCAUUGUUGACGGGAUACUCCAAAGAGGGGUUCAAUCAUGAGGCCAUAAACCUGUUUUUCAAAAUGCAGGAUUUGGGGUUUAGGCCCACGGAAUUCACUUUUGCUGCAGUUUUAAAUGCGGGCAUACAGUUGGAUGAUAUAGAAUUUGGGCAACAAGUUCACAGUCUUGUAGUGAAGACCAAUUUUGUGUGGAAUGUGUUUGUGGCUAAUGCUUUGCUUGAUUUCUACUCCAAGCAUGACCAUGUUGUUGAGGCAAGGAAACUUUUUGUUGAGAUGCCAGAGUUAGAUGGUAUCUCUUACAAUGUGCUCAUCACGUGUUAUGCAUGGAAUGGAAGAAUCAAAGAAUCUCUUGAACUUUUCAUGGAAUUACAGUUUACUAGAUUUGACAGGAGGCAAUUCCCAUUUGCUACACUGUUGAGCAUAGCUGCAACUGCUUUAAACCUGGAAAUGGGUAGGCAAAUUCAUUCCCAGGCUAUUGUAACAGGUGCCAUUUCAGAAAUCCUGGUUGGAAAUUCUUUGGUCGACAUGUAUGCUAAAUGUGACAAAUUUUGUGAAGCAAAUAGGAUUUUUGCAAAUCUGGCUCAUCAAAGUUCAGUUCCAUGGACAGCCCUGAUCUCUGCUUAUGUUCAGAAGGGACUCCAUGAAGAUGGCCUAAAGCUAUUCAUUGAGAUGCAAAGAUCCAAAAUAAAUGCUGAUGCAGCCACUUAUGCCAGCAUUGUAAGAGCCUGUGCAAAUUUAGCCUCAAUGACACUAGGAAAACAGUUACACUCACAUAUAGUCAGAUCAGGAUACAUUUCAAAUGUAUUUUCUGGGAGUUCAUUGCUUGACAUGUAUGCAAAAUGUGGAUCCAUAAAAGAUGCACUUCAAAUGUUUCAAGAGAUGCCCGUGAGGAAUUCAGUCUCCUGGAAUGCACUGAUUUCAGCUUAUGCACAAAAUGGAGACGGUGAGCAUACUCUUGGAUCAUUUGAACAAAUGGUUCGUUCAGGUUUGCAACCAAAUUCUGUUAGCUUCCUUAGCGUGUUAUGUGCCUGCAGCCACUGUGGUCUAGUUGAAGAAGGAUUACAGUACUUCAACUCCAUGACUCAAAUUUAUGAACUUGUUCCUAAAAGAGAGCACUAUGCAUCAAUGGUUGAUAUGUUAUGUCGCAGUGGAAGAUUUGAGGAGGCUGAGAAAUUGAUGGCUCGGAUGCCAUUUGAACCUGAUGAAAUAAUGUGGUCAUCAAUUCUCAACUCAUGUAGAAUCCAUAAAAAUCAAGAGUUAGCAAAGAAAGCAGCAGACCAACUAUUCAAUAUGAAGGUUCUUAGAGAUGCUGCUCCAUAUAUUAGCAUGUCCAAUAUCUAUGCAGCAGCUGGUGAAUGGGACAAUGUGGGGAAGGUGAAGAAGGCCAUGAGAGACCGAGGUGUUAGAAAGGUCCCAGCUUAUAGUUGGGUUGAAAUCAAGCACAAGACUCAUGUUUUCUCAGCCAACGACAUGUCUCACCCACAAAUGAGAGAGAUAAUGAAGAAGAUUGAUGAACUGGAGGAACAAAUGCAGAAACAAGGGUAUAAACCUGACUCAAGUUGUGCCCUUCACAAUGUGGAUGAGGAAGUCAAGGUAGAGUCCCUUAAAUAUCACAGUGAACGCAUUGCCAUUGCUUUUGCACUAAUUAGCACCCCAAAAGGGUCACCUAUAUUGGUAAUGAAGAACCUACGAGCUUGUACUGAUUGUCACGCCGCCAUCAAGGUGAUCUCCAAGAUAGUUGAUCGGGAAAUCACAGUCAGAGAUUCAAGUAGGUUCCAUCAUUUCAGAGAUGGAUUUUGCUCCUGUAGGGACUACUGGUAG